This is a messenger RNA of Malassezia pachydermatis, 294 nucleotides long. RefSeq lists its product as hypothetical. The record is from RefSeq and is a predicted model, not a curated record. NCBI's taxonomy places the organism in Eukaryota, Fungi, Basidiomycota, Malasseziomycetes, Malasseziales, Malasseziaceae. Bases 1 to 294 code for a protein of 97 amino acids. The transcript has 2 exons.
AUGACCGUGUACGGCCGGGCGUUCCCGAAGAAAUCAAGCUGCAUCAAUUGUGUGCAUACGCUGUACGCCGACGAAGUGACCGAGCACAAGGAAACCAUGCGCGAAAUUCGCGCACGAUUGGCUCAGUAUGAUCCCCCUAUCACAGAAAAGGAGUGGGAUACGAAGCAAUUAGGCCCCCUCCCCUCGGCGGCGGAGGGCAGCGGAGCCGAGGCGGAGAACGACUCCACCGAAGGGAUGGACCCCUCCAUGGCCGCGUUCAUGGCCUUGCAAAAGCAGCUACAGACGAAAAAGUAG